UCAAAAAUCAGUAAAGGAAUGUGAUUAAUCGCAUAAUCAACAAUGUUUUAUCGAACAAAUCUAGGAAAUUGUUGUUAUCUUAGUUUAUUGAACGUGAACCUUAAAAAUUAGAGAUUUUUCUUUGUUUUUGUAACAUAAGAAGUGAAUUUUUUUGUACGAUUUUAUUUAAAUUACAUUAGGAAUUAUGUGGAAAUGUCACAAAUGCCAAAAACCUGUAUAUUUUGCUGAACGUCAACAAAGUCUCGGCUUUGAUUGGCACCCUGAAUGUCUUCGUUGUCAUGAAUGCGGCAAACGCUUGCAACCUGGUCAACAUGCUGAUCAUAAAGGCGAUCCCUAUUGUCAUGUUCCUUGUUAUGGAGCACUCUUUGGUCCACAACUUUUUGGACACGGAACUCGUGUAGAAUCACAUAAAAGUUUUGGUCAACCAAAAACAGUUGCAGCACCAAAAGUCACCAAUGGUCCUGUCAUACCACGUGCACAUAUAGAUGCAAAGUUAAAAACUUACAAUAAUUUUUUUGACAGCAAUAGUCUUGAAGUGAGAUCACGUGAACUUCAUGGAAAGCUAGUUCUAGAAGGUGUUCUACGGAUUUAUUGGGGUAUUCAAGGAGUUAUUCAUUUGAAAGAGGAAGAUGAUCAAAGAACUGUCGUUACUAUCCGAAAACGCAAUUCUGUUCGUUAUCCCAACUCUGUUGAUAUUAUUCGUGAAAGUAUUGUUGCAACUGAUCAGGCAGUAGCCGCAAGUGACAACGAUACAACCAUAUCAGAAUCAUUGUCAUAUGACAGUAUCAGCAUCUCAUCUGAUGUUAACUCAUUAAGUUCAAGUGGAAGUGGAAGUUCUUCAUCAAAAGAGACAUCUCCAAUACAUGCAAGCAAUAGCAAUACUUUGCCAUCAAAAUUAGACAUCAAGAAAAUUGGAUGGGACGAUAUUGAUGAGUUAUUGCAAGUAGAACGCAGGGACGAUCAAAUUAGAUACUCAACGAUGCCAUCACCGAUGACGUCCAGCAUGACAGAUAGCCAAAUUUCGAAUAUUAGUCUUGAUGAUACAUCUAGUUAUAAAACUUUAUCUCCCGAUGGAGAGACUACAUCUCCAUCAUCAAGUGUUUAUUUCUCUCAACUAGACUCAUCAACUGACAAUAAAGUUUCAAGUGCAGAUGAUGAGGAUACGCCUACUUUAAAGCCAUGCGAUUUUGAAGAUUUUAAGCGACAAGCAAAUCAGGAAUUUGUUAAUGGUGCCAAUGAAAUGCCAUCUAUUCAAGAUGGAACAUUAAAAAUUAAUCAACCAAUUGAUCCGUCACGAAUCAAUGACUCAUUGAAGCUUUAUCAAGAUAAUAUUAUGAACAGAAGUGUUCAAAGUGAAGAUGGAAUGAAUGUUUAUUCAUUAUCAAAUAGUUUCUAUAUUCCCGGACAAAUUAAAUCAUUUAAUAUUCAAGAUACAUUGAAUCUAUUGAAGAACUCUUCUUCAUCGUCAUCAUCAGAUGACAAAACACUCAAGCUAGAGGCCAAUAAGAUUCUGAAAAAAUCAAGUUCGAUGAAUACUUCAACAUCAUCAGUUGAAGACAGCAGUUGGUCGACUGAUAAAGGAAUUUCAAGGUCAAAAAGUGGACCAAAUUAUGCAGUCGCUAAUUUUGAAAGUGACACAGUCAAGCCAUCUGGAAGACCAGUUAUUAAAAUCAAAAUGGAUUGUUAUGAUGAAUUGAAUGGUUCCUCACCGCCAACGACACCCCACGAUGAUGAUGGAACUGAGUCUGUAGUGUUGAGAAAAAAGACGAAGGGCUCAACAGCCAUUAAACGACGUUCCGGCAAUCGAAGAUCCCGAACAAAAAUAAAACGCCGCUGUUCUAUUAACGGUCAUUUUUAUAAUCGUGAAACAUCCAUUUUCACACCACCAACUGGCUCACAAAUGAGCGUUUAUGCAACAUCAUUGCUCAAUAGUCAAGAGAUCAUCAAUUUGGUAAUGGACAAAUACAAAAUAGAAUCAAAGGCUGAAAAUUUUGCGCUUUUUAUUAUUCGCGAUAAUGGCGAACAAAAGAAAUUGACGAAUGAAGAUUUUCCGUUAAUGACUCGUGUAUUGAUGGGACCGCACGAAGAUGUAUCCAAGCUGUUUCUAAUGGAUGCCGGCGAAACGCAAGAAAUUAGUCCCGAAGUCGCACAAUUUGUCAAUCUAUCCAUUCCCGAAUGUCGAUCAAUAAUUGAAAGAUAUUACGAUGAAGAAGAACGCGAAAUGUUUAGAAUUCGUGAAAAAUAUGCUGAGCUCCGUAAACGAAUCGUUCAUCGAAUGGAGACAUUAAAAGUCCGAUUGUAAACUGUGAACGAAUUUUAUCAAGUCACAAAAGUGCUUCAUGCUUUUAAACGAACAAAUCCAAAAAUUGAACACACAAAAUGAAUUUUUACACAACAUUAUAUUAUUAUUUUUUAAAAAAUUAUGGAAGGAAACUGCAUCAAGUCCACA
Messenger RNA from Chironomus riparius, 2449 nucleotides. Lineage: Eukaryota; Metazoa; Arthropoda; Insecta; Diptera; Chironomidae. The record is from the annotation of a GenBank genome assembly.